GCCACCUCAUCCGAGGGGGAUACUGGAAGUGAAUCUGCGGGACGACACGCACUCUCGCGCACACACAAUGGCAACCGGUGCGCUCCUCCUUGCCUGCGCGCUGCUCGCUGGUGUUGCCGUGGCUCAGAGAGUGGUAACGGUGCAAGGUGGACCACUGAUACGGACUGAGGGCUCUCACGUGACCAUCUGGUGCAACGUGACGGGCUACAAAGAGGGGGUGGAGCAGGACUUUGAGUGGUCCAUGUACCUACCAUCAGCACCGGACAGGGAGAUCCGCAUCAUCAGCACGGCUCAGCCGAACUAUGCCUACGCCGUUUAUGCCCAGAGGGUGAAUAGCAAAGAGAUCUAUGUGGAGAGGCUGAGCCGCGAUUCAGCUGUGCUCCACAUCACCAAAGUGCAGGCUAAGGACCAGGGUCUGUUUGAGUGUUACACACCCAACACAGACGGCCGGUACCUGGGAUCCUACAGCGCACGCACUAACCUCACUGUCAUCGCUGACUCCUUGACAGUCACAGCUCCAGCCCAGACUCUGUCCAAGGUGGAAGGCGACACGCUACAGCUCACCUGCGAGGUGUCUCGCACCACAAUGCAGCACACUCACUUAUCGGUGGGCUGGUACCUGCGGUCCCCAGAGGACGCUGCCGCCCCGCCUCAGGAGCUCGUCACCUUGUCAAGGGACUUUGUUCUGCGCUCCGGGGGACCGUACCGGCAGAGGAUGGCGGCAGGGGACCUCAGGCUGGAUAAAACCAGCGCCACGGCCUACAGGCUGACCAUUCACAAGCUGCAGCCGGUGGACCAGGGCCUGCUCUACUGCCAGGCUGCCGAGUGGAUUCAGGACACAGACGACAGCUGGUUCGCCAUGACCCGCAAGCAGAGCGAAAAGACUCAGCUCCGCAUUCAGCCCACUGAUCGGGACUUCAGCAUCCAGGUGAGCACGGAGCGACGGUCCUUCACGGCCGGUGAGCCGCUGGAGCUUCGCUGCACCAUCGAGGCCCAGAAUGUGCCGGAGCGUUUCUUCUCGGUGUCGUGGGUCUUCAGCAGCUCACCGGUGGCCGUGGUGGGCCCCAGUGCCGUGCCUGUCCUGGGCCCCGAUUACAUCGCCCGUGAGGCGGCCGGUCACAUGACCGUGCGUAAAGAGAGCACCAACGUGCACCUGCUCAAGCUGCAGCACCUCCGCCCCGAAGAUGCCGGGAAAUACAUCUGCCGUGUGACGGAGCGGGAGAAGACACCCACGGGAGACUUCAUCGACCGCAGCAAGAGGUCGCGCAACGUCCAGAUCACGGUCCAGCCGCUCAAGAGCAACAUCACAGUGGCGUUGUCCAGUAACUCCUCCGAGGUCCUAGAGGGUGACGUGAUCCAGUUGACCUGCUCGGUUCACGCCACUACAGGCCCCCUGUCUGUCGUCUGGCAGUGGACAGACAAGCAGGCGAGCGGACCGGCGCAGGAGGUGGCCUCCGUGGAUCGCGAUGGCGCUGUGUGGCACAGUCCAGCCUACAGAGAGCGCUCUAGCUAUGGGGAGAUACGUGUGGAGAAGGUGCGGGGCGACACUUUCUCCCUAUCCCUGUAUAAUUCCUUACCUGGGGACGAGGGCCAGUACCGCUGCACAGCCACCGAGUGGCUUCAGACCGGCACUGAACCGGAGCUUACCUGGGAGAAGAUUGGAGAGAAGUCAGCCACCAAGACACUCACUGUCAAGACUGUUGAGUCCUCCUUCAUGGUGUCGGCUUCAUCGCGAACGCCAUCCGUCACAUUUGGAGACUCCUUUGACCUCCUGUGCCUGGUCAAGCCUCGUCACAACCCCCGCGUCCCCACCUCCGUCACCUGGAGCUUCAUGCCGGCUGGCACUGAAGCUGACAAUGAGGAUCAGGGAGAGUUCAAAGACCUCGUGACUUUCACCCGCGAGGGCACGCUGCAGUGGGGGGAGCAGCUGCUGGGGCUCGGUACCCGCACCACGGUGGACCGGUCGCACUCCAACACCAACUUUCGGUUGUCAGUGACCCGGGCGGGGCGUCGCGAGGCUGGCAAGUACCAGUGCACCGCCGUCCUGUGGAGGAGGAACUACGACAACAGCUGGAGCAGAGUCGCCAACCGCACUUCCAACCUGCUUGGCAUCAGUGUCCUACAGCCAGAGAGCAAGCUGCGAGUGCAAAAGACCAACCAGUCUCAGGUGUACCUGGAGGACAGUCGUGUCAGGAUCAACUGCUCCAUCUCCUCCCAGACCAGCCAGGACUCCCAGCACACCGUGAUGUGGUACGUGAGGCGCGCAACGGGGUCAGAGGCCGACGAGCUCCUGCUGAGAAUUGAACACUCGGGGGCCUUUGAGUACGGCGCCUACGCGGACGAGGAGAGACUGCGACGGCGAGUGCAGGCCGAGAGGCUGGCACCCCGUCUCUAUGUGCUGACGCUAAACAGAGCAGAGAGCAGCGAUUCCGGGACGUACUACUGCCUGGUGGAAGAGUGGCUGAGUGAUCCAGAUGGAGCCUGGUAUCGACUCUCCCGGGAGUCCUCGGGGUUCACGCAGGUUCUGGUCAGACAGCCAGAGGUACGAUUGCAGGUGGAGGAAAUGGAGUCAAACGUGACAGUCGAAGAGUCCGACUCUAUCAGACUGGGCUGUAGCAUUCCUUCCCAGUCGUCCCGGGACUCCCGCUUCUCCGUGUCCUGGUAUGUGGAGCGCUCCGAGGACGAGGAUGAUGACGACGAGCCGGGCGAGGAGGAGAGAGAGCGGGAGUGCGUGUUCUCCAUCGGCCACGAUGCCGUUUUCGGAAACGGAAACUGCAGCCCGAGAGAGGAGGCGGGGCCAAAGUCCCGCCUGCAGUUCGAGAGGAUGACCUCGGACCAGUACAGCCUGACCAUUCAAGGUGCACGGCCAACAGACGCAGGCCGAUACUACUGCCACGUAGAGGAGUGGCUGCUCAACCCCCGCAACGCGUGGUACCGCCUGACCACCAACAACUCUGGGUUCACUAUCGUCAAUGUAUUGCAACAAGUGUCCACCCUCCAGUCAGUGGUGUGCUCCAACGACUCCCUCUUCUACUUCGUCUUCUUUUACCCCUUCCCCAUCUUCGGCAUCCUCCUCAUCGCCGUGCUGCUUGUGCGCUACAAGAGCCGCAACAACAGCAAGAGCCAAGAAGGCAAGAACGGCGCCCCCCUCCUGUGGAUUAAAGAGCCUCACCUCAGUUACUCUCCCACCUGUCUGGACCCGCCUGCGCUCAGCCUACACCCCGGCUCUGUCGAUUAAGCGAGGGUCCCCCCGCCCCGCCUGCCUCGCGUGAAUCGCAGAUCCAGCCAACACAAUGCCAGGGAGCAGAUCUGGACUCCACCUUCAGACCUUACUGUCGUUCACUGCUGUGUUGAAUUAGUCAAUCAGUUGAUCAGUUUAAAUUCCUACCCUGGUGGCUGCUUGUUUUAUGUUAACAACAUUGUGUUUUUUUUGGUCAGUGUGUGUGUGUGUGUGUGUGUGUGAGUGUGUGUGUGUGUGCGCGUGCGUGGACUAGAAUGGGUGUGCCAUGUUAGCACGAUUAAUUGUACGAAUGCAAAAUGAAGGGUAUCACGAGCCUUUCUCGUUUAUGUUUUCUGUGAAACUUAAUCUCAUAGCUGCAUUUUGAUUUUUAUUAUCUGAAUAUUUGUCUAUUUUUCAAAAGCGAAAAAAAAAACAACAAAAAACUGCGCACAUAGAGAUCACUGGCCAAUCCGGGAAGGACAUUUAAGAGAAGGAACUCUAUAAUCGAAUCCGGCUCUGAGUGGAUGCCAAAAAAGUCUCCGCACUGAUCCAAGAGCAGCCACAGCCUGGCCCACUAUGUUGGUUGCCAUAGUGAUUCUCUGCGCCCACUGACUCCGUAGCUGAUGACUUGGUUGCCAGCCUGCAUAGAGACAAAGGCAAGGACACACAAGUCUGUGUCCUAAGUGAGGAUGUGUGUAUGUGUGUUGGCCCACCUGCCUCCACAAUGAAUUUGCCUUGGCAGAUAGAAACCGGUCCUCGUGCGCCACUUAAACACUGCCAGACACUCUGGCCUUAGUGAGAGACUGCUCCGCUCCUCUCCUCCAUCCUCCAUCCUCUAUCCUCCUCUCAGAAAAGAGGCAGCAGCGUGAGAACGAGAGGAGGGGUGUCGCAAAUGAUGGAGAGUAAAUGAACAGUCCUCACCUGCUGAAGAUAGAUAUGUACUUUGACUUUUUU
This is a messenger RNA of Chelmon rostratus (copperband butterflyfish), 4174 nucleotides long. RefSeq names its product immunoglobulin superfamily, member 3 (gene igsf3). The record is from RefSeq and is a predicted model, not a curated record. NCBI's taxonomy places the organism in Eukaryota, Metazoa, Chordata, Actinopteri, Chaetodontiformes, Chaetodontidae. The transcript has 9 exons. Bases 68 to 3238 code for a protein of 1056 amino acids.